AUGGCUGUUUCCACCCUACGCGCCCUGCUCAACCUCAUGACCGAGGCAGUAGACACCAUCGAGGGUGCUUACGCGGCUGCCAAAGCACCAUUGCCGGUGCUGGAUGACCCAUAUGACCCUCAAACCCCGAGCGAGGCCUUGCGCGCUGACCCAGUGGUGGCAAGCGCAACCACCAUCCUCAUUGCCGCCGCCGCCCAAAUCACUGCCACCGUCCGCAAUCCAGUUCAUACAGCAGUCUUGACUGCCUGUUACUUCCACGUCGGCUCUGCAGUGAGGGUGGCUUCAGAGCUCAACGUCGUCGAGAUAUUGCGGGAGGCAGACGUGCUGGCCCAAAUUCUGCGGACUCUGUCUACCUGGCACAUUUUCCGAGAGGUUGCUCCUGGGACUUUUGCCAACAACAAGAUUUCGUCGGCCAUGGACAAAGGGAAAGCCUCGAAACUUCUUGUGGAAAAUCGGGAGGAACGCUUCACUGGUGCUGUUCAUGGAACACAAGGCACUGCUGCGUUAAUCGAGUUCUGUGGUGACGAGAUAUUCAAAGCGUCUGCCAAUCUCGCUGAGACGAUUCGCGAUAUGGAUGGCGAACCGGUUUCCCUCCGACGUGCUUUUGGCUUUGAAGAAGCAUCCAUCUUUCAGUGGUAUAACCGACCAGAGAACAAGUACAGACGAGAUCGUUUUGGCAUGGCGAUGCAUAGUACCGUGUCUGCGCAAAGCCACGAGCUCAUAUUUCAAGGAUUCGACUGGAGCCAGUUGCCAGAAGGGAGCGUCAUUGUUGAUGUAGGCAGUGGUGUCGGGUCAACACCGCUGGCAGUCGCCCAACGAUAUCCUUGCCACAAAGUCGUCAUUGAAGAUUUGGCGGAGACUGUGGAAGCUGCGAAGAUUCACUGGCUUGAACAUUACCCAGAGUACAUUGAACGCGGGAUGGUCGAGUUCCAGGCUCAAAACUUCUUCGAAGCCCAACCAGCGAAUCGACUUGGCACCGCAGACGUUUAUAUCAUCCGCCAUUGUCUGCACAACUGGCGAGACAACGCCUGUAUCACGAUCCUCAAGCAGCUACGUGCCGCUGCGAAGCCAGAGACCCAGCUUGUGGUGAUGGACAGCAUCCUCCCCGUUGUUUCUGGUGGAGAACACGACGACCCACGGAUCAAGGACAUUCCUGGGGCCCUCCGCCCGCUUGCGCCGCCACCGUUGUUGCCCAAUGGCGGAGUUGGCGCGGCCAGGCUGUAUUCGAUGGACAUGACGGUACUGAACAUGCUGAAUGCAUGCGAGCGCACGGUGGGCGGGUUCGUGGACUUGUUAGGCAAGGGCGGGUGGAAGGUCGUCCGAGUCCAUCGGUUGCCGGGGGUAGAGACGUGUCAUAUUGUGGCCACGGUACUCUGA
Messenger RNA from Mycena indigotica, 1377 nucleotides. RefSeq names its product Methyltransf-2 domain-containing protein. The coding region runs from base 1 to 1377 and encodes 458 amino acids. The record is from RefSeq and is a predicted model, not a curated record. Lineage: Eukaryota; Fungi; Basidiomycota; Agaricomycetes; Agaricales; Mycenaceae. Gene Ontology annotation, molecular function: O-methyltransferase activity. The transcript is spliced from 10 exons.